UACGCAGUUGGUGACGUCAGGACGUGAUCACGCAACCCAGAGUCACGUGAACCGUUUCACAUAUGUAAAUGUUUUAAUAACCUGUUUUCGGUCUUUUUUGCAGUGAAAUUUCUUGCUGCUGAAUUUGAAAGUGCACUUUAAUCUUCAGCCAUCCAACAUGGACGAGGACGGGCUGCCCAUCGUGGGCUCUGGAGUCGACCUUACCAAGGUUCCUGCGAUCCAGCAGAGAAAAAUUGUUGCCUAUCUCAAUCAGUUUGUUGCACACACAGUCCGCUUCCUUAACCGCUUUUCCACAGUGUGUGAAGAGAAACUUGCAAACAUAUCUCUUCGCAUACAGCAAAUAGAAACCAGCCUGUGCAUUUUGGAGGCCAAGUUGUCUUCCAUUCCUGGACUGGAGGACGUCACAGUCGAAGGACUCAGUAAGCAGCAGACUGCACAGGCCAAUGGACCCAUCAUCCCCAAUCAGAGCCAAAUCGAUGGUCCAGUAGCAGCGCCUCAAGAAGAGCCUGCUCAGACCACACCAGAAGCUUCAGCGACGCAAAAAGCAGAAGCGGCUGCAGAGAACGUCAUGACGGUGGCCAAAGACCCGCGCUAUGCCCGAUACCUGAAAAUGGUUCAAGUGGGGGUUCCGGUGAUGGCCAUACGGAAUAAAAUGGUCAUGGAGGGUUUGGAUCCCAAUCUGCUUGACACACCUGAUGCCCCCGUGCCCGACGGAGGAACGAAGACCUCGGAGGACCAAGACGCUGCCGGCAGCAACUCUGAUAGUGAAUCAUCUUUUAGUGACUGAAAUUGCUUAUUUGUCCUCAACACACAAAGUUUCCUCAUCCAUCGCCGUCUGCACAGCUUUAGGCCCGUAGCGAGGAAGUAUGAGGUACCUGUUAAGGGCUUCGAAGGAGGUGGUGUGAAUGUAGGUGCCUGAAACAGGAAAUCCAAAUUGAGUGACUGUAGUUUCAGUUUAAAAGAGCUGAACUGGUUCUCCUGUUUGGUCAAUCAGUGACCUUUAUUUUUGAAAAAACAUUUUUUUCUCAUAAAUUACUUUUCAAGAGGAGGAGAUCAUUUUUUCUCUUAAUCAUAUAAGCAGCAGUCAGAAGAUGACAGUAGCAAGUGUUUUAACAAAACCAAACCAUAUCACAUAGAGGUCUUCUGUGGUAGUUGCACCACUGACUAAUCACUAAUGUCUAAUCUCUGAAAUGUUGUGUUCACACCAGCUGCAGAGAAUAUAGCUGGAAACCCAUGAACAUUCACUCUUAACAACCAGCAGGAUGAGAAGGAAUCAAGUUACAGUACAUUAAUUUAGAACUUAUCAUAAUGUCCCAAAAAUUUACUCAUGUUCAUCUAAACCUUCUCCUUUUUCCUGUCUCUGUUUCAAAGCAAAGUUCAACUAUACAGCUCGAGAUUACCUCAAGUUUGUCUUUUAUUUCUUAUCGGCACUGAGGAGAAUCUGAGGUCAUGUAGCAUGAAGUGAACGUUUUGGUAAAGUUUACAUAUUUUAACUACUCCCCUCAGCUCACAUCAGUUCUAUGGAAGCUUAUUACUGCCAGUGAAUUUUUUCCCAUUGAUAACUCAGACUUUUGGAACCUAAUUAAAGUUUUAAAAAUGAAAUUAAAAAUUGAAAUUAAAAUAAGUUUUUUUUGAGUGGCGAAAACGAGCUUCCAUAGAUUUCGCCUCUGCAUAAACUUUGUAUGUAAUUUGAAUUUGGUGUGGAUGCACAAUAAACCAGUACACCCUUUCUUCUUGCAGAUUUCAGGCAAAAUAGGAAGAACAAAUAUGUUGGUAUUUUCAAUGUUGGAUAUGUUCGUGUGCAUUCAGGGUUAAAUUAAAUCUUUGGAUCUU
This is a messenger RNA of Neolamprologus brichardi, 1833 nucleotides long. It is a transcript of the gene washc3, whose product is annotated as WASH complex subunit 3. Gene Ontology annotation, cellular component: WASH complex. The record is from RefSeq and is a predicted model, not a curated record. Gene Ontology annotation, biological process: exocytosis; actin filament polymerization. NCBI's taxonomy places the organism in Eukaryota, Metazoa, Chordata, Actinopteri, Cichliformes, Cichlidae.